Ectocarpus sp. CCAP 1310/34 is the source of this 1764-nucleotide messenger RNA. Lineage: Eukaryota; Phaeophyceae; Ectocarpales; Ectocarpaceae. The record is from the annotation of a GenBank genome assembly.
AUGGCUCAAGUGGGAUCGAUCGUUGCCAACAUGCACGAGGCUGUUGAGACGGCUAAAUCAAGGGCGCAGCGUUUGGAGGAUGAGGUGGCCCAGUUGAAGAAGGAGAUUAAGCAGUCGCAGGAGAACGACAACGCCGAGGUGUACACCGUGCAUAGUGCAGCGAUGCUGCUAGGGAGGGCCACCGCGGACUACGCCCAAGAGGGCAACAGAUUGGUCUUUGCCCAGAAGGCAGGGUCAGCCCCCUUGUCAUUGACCGAUCCAAUCGUGGAGUGGAAGAGCGACGUCCCCCGUCUGCUGGCCACCUUCCUGAACGAGCUCGGUCCCCGAUCCAAGGCGGCCGAGGAAGGCAACGAGGAAAUCGAGAAUGCAGUGGCCAGCCGCAAAUGCCUCAUAGCAGCAAUAGUGACGUCCUUCGCGUUCGACACGUGGUACAAGAAUGCUAAUGCAAUGACCAUCUUCCUCAAGAGCCGGGGGAUUCAACGAGAUUGGUUGGAUUUUCUGGCGAGAACCUUCAAGAUUGCCCAGACCGACAGUUAUGUGUACAAGGUGCAAAAGAAACUGGCAGACAGCCUCGGUACCAAGGAGGAGAUGUUGAAGCGGGUUCCUCUUUCGGAGGGGCUAGUGGCCUGCAGUUUCGACAACCUUAACUUGGAUGUGUUGAGGCAUUGGGGGAAGGGCGGUCAUGUCGAUUUAAUAGCGGCCAUAGCCUACUUCGCUGUGUCGCAAUCGCGCCAGAAGGUGACAAGCCUCCGUUCCGAACGCCGGAAACUAGGUUUUCGUCGUGACUUCGGGCAAGACCACCCACGGAUUUUGGGCAUCUGGGAAAGUUUCCGUCUUAAUGUCGUGAGCUGUGCGCGCAAGCCGUAUACCAAAACCGACGGAGACUUCGAGAUGCGCUUGGCGAAAGUGAUAAUCCAUGACGCCCCGAGGAAGAGCAUGUUGGGUGUGGGGAUCAGGAGACCUACGCUCUUUUGCACAAGGCGAAAACCAAAUACUCUCCGAAGUUUGCGUGGGUGGUGCCGUGGAUCGGUGAUUGGUUGGCACCUCCUCGAGCACACACUCGACGUGUUGUACCGCAAGUGGGGGGGUUUUGCUAUGAUCCCGCUUGCAAAGGCGAGCGAUUGUCACGACAAGAAGUUGGAGUCGAAGAACUACCACAAGCGGCACAACGUCUUCGUCGGGGUGGUGGAGGCGGUUUGGCAAGCGUGCAUCAGCGAGGUGAACGUUCAGCAGGAUACUGCGCUGUCCGGCGAGGACCUGCUGGAUAAUCUACUCGCCUACACGACCGACCGCGGCAAACACAAGACGCACGGGCAAUGGAUGAAUGACGCAGAGGUUGAGUUCACUCGUGAGACGUUUAGCUUGUCCCUCGCCGGGAUACCCGGGAAGAACACGGGUCUAGACGAGAUCCAGGAAAUGACCAUGAAUAAGGAGUUCAAGCAGGCAGCGACGGGGACCGACAUUGCCUAUCUCCAGCGAUUGUGUCUGACCCUGCAGCUUUUCGCUCGCUGCGCAGAAGAUUUUAAGCUUGCGUUCGGGAGCUCGAUCGUAUACAACCGCACGAUUAAGGCCAGCGAGCACAGGAUAGUUCAAGUCAGCAAGAUGUUCCAGUCGGUGACUGCCGAAGGCAGCCCUUUCAGGCUUUGUGACGACAAGGGUGCGAGCGAGAUCAUUUCCGCAGGUGGACGCGUGGCUCUUGAGCGUCUAGAAGAGACGAUGCUGGACGCCCCCGAACCUUGGAGCACAGUUGGAAGAAUGGAGUAG